Messenger RNA from Bipolaris victoriae FI3, 369 nucleotides. RefSeq lists its product as hypothetical. The transcript has a single exon. Lineage: Eukaryota; Fungi; Ascomycota; Dothideomycetes; Pleosporales; Pleosporaceae. Bases 1 to 369 code for a protein of 122 amino acids. The record is from RefSeq and is a predicted model, not a curated record.
AUGGUCCAAUUCAACACCCUCGUUCUCGCCACCAUUGGCCUUGCUCUUCCUGCGGCAGCCCAGAAGAACUUCUGUGCCUCUAAGGACGGUACCCCAUGGGCCAGAGCAUCGACUGGAUUUGGGUUCAAAUCGACUAGUUCGUCAACUUGGCAGUGGUACUCGGUCGAUUAUAAUACGGACCUCAAUAUCUACCAGGAUUGCAAUGUUGUGCAGAGGCGACCCGGCAGCCAACGAGCUCUUCGACAGUUCUGUAUCGCUACAUCCAACAACUACCAGUGUUGGGAGGCUCCCGGUCUGAACGACCCAACUGGAUCCUGCUUUCUGCCCGACUGCUCUAACAUCAACAACGUCUGGGCCUGGUUCGACUAG